Aspergillus japonicus CBS 114.51 is the source of this 2039-nucleotide messenger RNA. RefSeq lists its product as uncharacterized. NCBI's taxonomy places the organism in Eukaryota, Fungi, Ascomycota, Eurotiomycetes, Eurotiales, Aspergillaceae. The record is from RefSeq and is a predicted model, not a curated record. The transcript is spliced from 2 exons. The coding region runs from base 162 to 2039 and encodes 625 amino acids.
UUCAAUCCCAGUCCGUCUGUCUGUCUAUCUGACCGUCGACUGAGUGUCAUCCAUCCCCUCUCGGGCAUGACUGUCAUGUUCUGAAUCGAAGACCGACUGCUGUUCUCACUUUAACUGACUAUCAAACUCCCCUCCCCCUCACAACACACAGAUUGUUCGUCAUGGACUCCCCGUUUUCGAGCCCGACGAAGGCCCUGAACCCCCUAUCGCCCGAACGCAUGAAUCAACAGUUCACCCCCAACUCUUCAUUGACUUCCAACAUCCUUAACCUCCGAGGAUCACACUCGAGGGGCCUUUCCGAUGUUCAAUCCAAGGUCGCUUAUCUCAACGGUCUCUCCUCGCGAGGCAACAGUCCCGCCCACGCUCAUCAGCAACAGACGGCGAGCAACUCGGCAGCCUUGCAGCGCGCCAUCCUAGGACGCGAAGAGGCGGAGUCUGCUCUGGCGCAUGCCAACGCAGACCUUGCAGAAGCCCAGUCUCGCGAACGACGUAUCAGCGAACGCCUGGAAUCAUUGCUCGAAGAACUUCAAACCUCGAAGGAACGCCAGGCUCACGAGAGGGCGGUUUUCGAAAAGGAGAUUAGAAAAGCCAGGAAGGAGGCUUUCCGCGCUGGCUCGGUCGUUGUAAAGGCACAGGAGGACCUGAAACAUGCCCGGGCGGAGGCCAAAGCCCUCAAAGAGGAAGUGCAGGCGGAGCGCCGAGCCAAAGAGCAGGCAAAACAGGAGGCAUUCGAGCGCGCAUACGCCCUCGCCGGUCUUACAGAGGAAAUGGAGGUUCUCAAAGAGCAGCUACGCGUUGCGGAGGCCAAUAUCAAGUCGCGAAGCCUAAAAGCCCAUACCCUCAAGCUUAGCCAAGAGGGCGCCGGACGAAUGUCUUUAGCGGAAGGCGAUCUCGCCCUCCUGCUCACCCCUACGCCUCGGAGACCCAAACGAUCGGCCGAAGAUUCCGUCAACUCACCCAUGGUCCAUGCCACAAAGCCGUCGCCUGCACACCAAACUCCUCCGAAGCGACAGAGACUAUCAGACCUCACUCCCCGACAAGAAGUCCAGGAACAUACCGUGUCAGCAGCGGACCAUGACAAGGUGGAAGAACUCGAACGGAUCCUCAAGCGCGAGCGCCAGCUAAGAACAGAUGCCGAAGAUUUAAUUGAGUUCCUCAAACUCGAGUGUCAAUUUAAGCGCUGUUCAUGCCGGUUGACCGAGUCGGAGGAAAUCGACCAUGUGCAUGAAGCGGGGACAGUCGAGGCAGCCGAACAGAAGGAGCACGAACACUGUACUGAGCAACAUGGAGAUCACAUUGGCGUCCCGACAAACGACGAGGUGGAAUCGCACACGCCCGUCGGCGAGCCUGCUGAGAUUGUGGAAGAUGCUGAAGAUGACGACGAUGACCCUGCGGAGGAGCCUGUUAUCACGUUUUCGCCUGCCACGGGCACUUUCCACACAAUCCCUUCGCCUGUCCGAGGAUCUCCACGCAAGCAGCUCCCCGCGAAUGCACUACAUUCACCAUUGGCAGAAGUUGAGAGCGAAGCUGAAGCUCCAGCGAUGACAGGUAGUCCUGUCUCUAAGCAUGCUACCCACAGACAUGAGACGCCCUUUGAUUCCAUCAUGGAAAGCGAUGCCUUUAUCCCAACCUCCACUCCUGAAACUCACCGGUCCUCGGUAGUCGUGGAUGUUCCGUGGGAUCCUGUGUUGCCCGUGGUGCGCGAUGCCAGAAACUCUCAAGUGACCGAUGACCUCAGGAAAAUUCCUCUACGAGCCGAUGACGAGUCAUCGUCCAAUCGCUUCCCUGACGUCCCAGGAACUCCCAUCAGCCGGGAAGAAGCCCUGGCACAGAUUCGAGCGCGUCGAGGCAGGACGAACACGAUCAAGCGCUCCAUCAGUGCUGGGGAAAGUGCCCUGCGCUCCGGCGGGAUGGGCGUCACCCCCGUCCGAUCCGCACGGCGCAUCCCUGGUCUUCAUCACACAGAAGCCCGGAGCGAUGGCUCUGUCCGGGAUCGGCGUGAUAUAAGUGCUCCCAUCCGCAUGUCCUCCUACCACUAA